AUGGCAACUGACAGGCACGAGGGGCCCUUAACGGAUAUGAUUGUCUCGGCGUGGGAGGCGUCGCCAUGGAAACCGGGCGCCUCUGGGUUCGAGCCUGAGCGCGAGAGGAGGGCGGAGCCUGAGCGUGAGAGGAGGGCGGAGCCUGAGCAUGAGAGGAGGGCGGAGCCUGAGUGCGAGAGGAGGGCGGAGCCUGAGUGUGAGAGGAGGGCGGGGUCUGAGCGAGAGAGGAGGGUGGAGCCUGAGUGUGAGAGGAGGGUGGAGCCUUCCUAUGCGUACAUGCGGGUUCUGAGCGGGUUCUGCGCUUUGCCGCGGCGCUCUCCGGCCGUGGCUCACUGCGCCGGCGGGAUCGGGGGCGCCGCUGCUCCGCCGCUGCUGUGGUUAUUCGCUCCGCGGCGCUCGACGGAAAAGCCGGGCUGGACCGGCGGGAACAGCGGGGUCUCCUGGGCUGAGCCCGGCCAGAGGGGGGUCGGGGUAGAGGUCAGGCGCCAGGGCGAACGAGGACCGCUCCACCGCUCCCUGCUGGUCUCCAGACCCACGCACUACCAGUUGGAGCCGCUCCCAUCUCUCCCUCCUCUCCCUCCACUCCGACUCCCGCUGCUCCCCAACGGAAUCCAGGCCUGCUUUUCCUUCUCACUUGUUCCCAACAAAAAAAAGGUAGACCUCUUCACUUCAGAAAAGGAGGAAAACUCUUUGGUAAGAUGGUCCUCUCAAGAUUCGCAGAGGAAGAUGGGUUUCCCCCUUGAGCCUGGUUCCUUCCGAGGUUCCUUCCCAUCUGCUACAGGUAGAUUAUCCUUGCCACUGUUGCCUUAGUCUUGCU
Messenger RNA from Anguilla anguilla (European eel), 817 nucleotides. RefSeq lists its product as uncharacterized. The record is from RefSeq and is a predicted model, not a curated record. NCBI's taxonomy places the organism in Eukaryota, Metazoa, Chordata, Actinopteri, Anguilliformes, Anguillidae. The transcript has 5 exons. The coding region runs from base 1 to 810 and encodes 269 amino acids.